Zingiber officinale is the source of this 5047-nucleotide messenger RNA. Its product is annotated as serine/threonine/tyrosine-protein kinase HT1-like. The transcript is spliced from 3 exons. Bases 3696 to 4901 code for a protein of 401 amino acids. The record is from RefSeq and is a predicted model, not a curated record. Lineage: Eukaryota; Viridiplantae; Streptophyta; Magnoliopsida; Zingiberales; Zingiberaceae. Gene Ontology annotation, biological process: protein phosphorylation. Gene Ontology annotation, molecular function: protein kinase activity; ATP binding.
ACACGAAAUCAGCACACAGACCGGGAAACGAGAUCAGCACGUAGGUCGGGAAACGAGAUCGACACGUAGGCCGGGAAACGAGAUCGGCACGCAGGCCGGGAUAUGAGAUCGGCAUGCAGACCGAGAUAUGAGAUCGGGAUAAACCACCAGCACGCAGGCCGAGAGGUACUUGCGGCACGCAGGUCGGGACACGAAAUCAGCACACAGACCGGGAAACGAGAUCAGCACGUAGGUCGGGAAACGAGAUCGACACGUAGGCCGGGAAACGAGAUUGGCACGCAGGCCGGGAUAUGAGAUCGGCAUGCAGACCGAGGCAUGACAUACAAACUAGAAUCUAACACACAAGUCGGAAGACGCAGAGACUGCAACAUAACCACGGCUCGAAGGCCGGAACACAACCAUACGGAUCAGAUACCAAAUCAGCGUAGGAAAUGUAUGACGGCAUGGAUCGGAGGCCGUCUACGAUGAUGGGGGACGGCUGCGGCUCGGAGGUCAUUUGAGGCGAUUGAAACCGGCUGCGGUUCAGGGCAGAUGUUGCAUGAGCGCGGUCAGCCGACGAUCUCACAGUGACAAUAAGAUGGGCGACGACCCCGGAGGGCAGUAUCGGAUGGCGGUGAACAGUGAACAGCGGAGAGAAAGUCGCCGGUAGGGGAGCGGACGUUAGUAAGGGGGGAGAGGGAGGCGAAGCUGGGCUGUCGGUGGCCACUAAACGCGGCUGUGAACGCCGACAGCUAAUCCGGUGGCUGGGCGGCGAAGGAGAAAAAGGAGCGGCGCUGAGCUAUAGCGCUGAUGACGAUUAGAGUUCCUGGACGGUCGGCGGAACGAUGACGAGGGCAGUGGACGGUCGGCGCGCCGGCGAACUCAGGAAGAGGCUGCUGCAAGUAACGCUGAAGGCUUACCGGGGUGGCAGCAGUGCUCUCCGACUACGUUGACCCGUGGGUUCGCUGGACAGGAGGCAUUGGACAGAAACGCAGCAAGAAGAGGGCGGCGCUGGGUACCUCCGGUGGCGGUGUCGUGAGUGAGGAGAAGAAGCAGAAGAGCGGCAGCGGAGAAUCUCCCGCAGCAGCAGCCUAGCCCCCUCAUGGCGGCGCCCGAUAUGCAAGAAAAGGGGCGGCAUGCGAGGGAGCAGUGGUGGCCGGAGACAUCUCCCAGCGAGCAGAGAGGGAGAGAGGGGCCACCGACGUCAGGAGAUGAAGAGGAAGAAGUCGUCGUCGUUCGACGGUGAUCGGAAAAUCCAGAAGGAGGAGGAGGAAGUGACGUUGAUGAGAGGGAAAGGAGGUGAACGGGAGGGAGGAAAGAGAGCUCCUUUUCCCUGGCGGCGGAACCAGCCCAACACCAAGCCCCCCUUGCACAGUGUGCUUGCUUCUCCUAAUAAAUCCCUAAAUAAUGCAAUGACAAAAUUGCUCCUCCUCCCCCUCAUAAUUUCCUUUCUUGCCAUUAAGCCAUAUCCGUAUCAUAGGGUAUGUUUUCCAUGUUUAUUCUCUACGUAUUUCAUUAUUUUAUUAUCAGCGUUACAACCAGCUCACCAGUCUACCAGAAGGUGCCCCUGGGUUACGAUAUGUUUUCCAUGCUUAUUCUCUACUUACUUCAUUAUUCUACUAUUUAUUCGGCCCCUUACAUAUUUUUGGGACAUGCCUUGAGCAUUGGAGUGUUAGUGACCUGGGCAACCUAAUCGCUGUUUGCAAGUAGCGUUGACCGGAGACUUUUUGAUAACUUGAUCAACAUAAAAGACAACUCAUCAUACCCUUUCUUUUCAAAUUAUGAUAAUUCGAUCAAUAUUCUAAUCACAUCAUUCUCAUCGUUUCUUCUUCUUAACGUUUAGCCAGGAUCAGUCCCUAAGAAACAACCACUCAGUUUUCUCGGAGGAGGCUUUUCUGUUCAUUGUUCAUUUCCUCAUAUGUUUAAAUAUGAAUUCCUAAGAUCCUUAAGUUUCUGACAGAUAUUGUCGGUGAUUCAAUUCAUACAUUGAACUAAGCUUGGCGUGGUGUUAUCAUUUUAUCCAUGGGAGGAAGGAGAGGAAGGGCGAUUUGGAAUCAGGUUAUAGUUAUUCGUCCAUGGUUAUAUGCAAUGCAAGCCAAGACACGUGAUCAAUAACAGUAGCCAAAUAUCAACAAAAUAUAACCAAUCAACAAGUCUGCAAGCAGUCAAGCACUGAUCCAGAGUUUCCUCGAUGGCAAAUUCGAAUCUACCGUCCCUCAAAACUCACGCCAUUGCUUUUGUGACCAACAAUUUUCACUAAAGAGAGGUCAACAAACAAUCACACUCGAACAAAUCAAAGAGAGAGAGCGAGAUUUCAGCACCGUGUGUUCGGAGCAGGGGUUACCGGACGAGAGCGGCGCAGAGGCCAUCGGUCGCCGGCGGCGGCGCGGUCUGGCCGAGGGUAGACUCAGGGGAGCAGGUGACCCUCACGACGAGGAGAGAAUCGAGGCAGGAGACGGCGCUCUCUCCAUGAACAGUCUCCGGGAGCGGAGGACGAGACUCCCCCUCCCAAUCCCUCGAUAGCCUUCUUCGAGCGGUACGGUUACCGAUUUCUCGCUGGUUUUUUUAACACUGCCCUCGGCCGGGUUCGGAUAGGAUUGGCUCUUUAGAACUAGUACACGAUUGAACUUCCGGCGUCAGCACCCGACCACACCACCCCAACUAACUGGGUGGGUCCCUCCACCGGCGUCAGCGAUUUAUCCGCCGACUUGGCCUUCAACUUUGGCCUCCUCUUCCGAGGAACGCGAAGGCAGCAAUGCAGGUACCUGCGACUCUCCUCUCGGCGGCGACGACGACGAAGCUGAACGGAUCAGUGACGGACUACUGCUCCAUCUGCCUGACGGAGUUCACGGAGGGCGACGCUUUCCAGGAGCUGCCGGCUUACAACCACGGCUUCCACGGGUGGCGUGCAGCACCACAGCUCCCCGGACGAAGCCCUACCAGUUUAGAGCGUAGUUAAGCAAUCGAAUUAGUAGCUACUUAAUAUUAAUUAAUUUAAUCAAUCGUUAGUGAAUUAACGUAACUAUUAAUUAUACCUUGUAAUUUUAAUAUUAUACCAUCUAAUGAUCUUCGUGUUUCUCAUUUAAUGGAGGAUGCAAAUUAGCAGUCCUUGUCCAUCUCCAUGAGUUGGGAAAUUUAAGAGGAAGUGAUACAAGUGCCAAAAGCGAAAAGAGACAGACAAAGAAGAAGAACCAAGAAGAGGAAGAAGAAGCGCAUGGAUGCUUGCACUUUUUGAACUACCACAUCACGAGACUUCCUUGACUCCUUUAAAAUUUUUUCCUAUCUGUCUCUCUCUCAGAAUCACAGUUAUAAAUCGGACCACGAGAAGACCAAAUCGAUCGAUUCAGCAUGUUACUGGUCAUUGAUCAUCAAUCUAUCUACGUAAAGUGAACCAACUUGACAAUCAAUUUAGGCUUUUAUAUUAUAUAUAUAUAUCUAUCUUUACUUUGUUGGAUUAUGGCUCAAGGAUUGAAGAAACGCCGCGUCUCCCUCCCAUUCCAAGUCUCUUUGGAUUCUUUGCGUUAAAUUCUAGCCCUUUCUCAUCAUGCCCAAUUUCAGGCACACAGUUGUUAUGAUCUCCAUGCGCCAAUAUCGAAUCCUGAGGAGGAAGAUGACCAUGAUGCCAUUGAGGUUCUUGGGCUUCUUCAGCCUCGCCUUCUCCUUCUCCUCCUCCUCCUCCUUCAGCUAGCUAAAGCUUCUUCCCUUCCUCGAUCUCGAUGGCCUUUUGCUUUCCAAUCGUGACCUUGUGGCUCGGGAGGAGGAGGCAGAGUAGCUCGGGCAUGGCCCUCCCUUCAUCAUCAUCAUCAUCCUCGCCGCCGCCGCCUCCUCCCCCUGGCUCGUCCUCCUCCCGGUGGCCGGCGAGAAGGAAACCGUUGCUGCCGGAGACGGAGAUCAUGGAGAAGAGGAGGUGGGACAGUUUGGAGUCCUGGUCCAUGCUCCUUGACCCUAGCAAUGGAGAUCAGGGUUACAAUAACUUGGAGGGCGCCGGCGGGAAGAGGGAGGAGUGGAUGGCCGACCUCUCGCAACUCUUCCUCGGCAACAAAUUUGCUUCAGGAUCAAACAGCAGGAUCUACAGAGGGAUCUACAAACAGAGAGCCGUGGCGAUAAAGUUAGUGAAGAUCCCAGAGCAGGACGAGCAGAAGAAGGCCGUCUUGGAGAAGCAGUUCAACUCAGAGGUCGCCUUCCUCUCCAGGCUCUACCAUCCAAACAUCGUCCAGUUCAUAGCAGCUUGCAGGAAGCCCCCGGUGUACUGCAUCAUCACAGAGUACAUGUCGCAGGGGACUCUGCGGAUGUACCUCCACAAGAAGGAGCCCUACUCGCUGUCGACGGAGACGAUCUUGAGGUUAGCGCUCGACAUCUCCAGGGGGAUGCAGUACCUCCACUCCCAAGGAGUCAUCCACCGCGACCUCAAGUCCCACAACCUGCUGCUCAACGACGAGAUGCGGGUGAAGGUGGCGGACUUCGGCACCUCGUGCCUGGAGACGCAGUGCAAGGAGUCGAAGGGGAACAUGGGCACCUACCGGUGGAUGGCGCCGGAGAUGAUCAAGGAGAAGCCCUACACCAAGAAGGUCGAUGUCUACAGCUUCGGGAUCGUGAUGUGGGAGCUCACCACUGCUCUCGUGCCCUACCAGAGCAUGACCCCCGUGCAGGCUGCCUAUGCUGCUUCAGAGAAGAAUCUGAGGCCUCCGCUGUCGACUUCAUGCUCGCCGGUGCUGAACAAUCUCAUCGAGAGGUGUUGGUCGGCGAAUCCAUCGAAGAGGCCGGACUUCAACUACGUGGUUUCCCUACUGGAGAAGUACGAUGAGUGCCUCAGGGAAGGUCUUCCGAUUCUGGUGGGCAAGGAGUUGAGGCUCGGCACUUCGCUCUUCAAGCUCGUCAAAGGCUGCAUGGCCACCACUUCGUCCAUUCCCGUUCAAGCUUGAUCAAUUCUCAAUUCUCAAUUCUACCUGUGUAACUGACACUGAUGUGGACUCAUUUACAAACCAAAAUCUUGUUUCACACUCAAAAUAAAUUUUGAAAGAACAUCCCUAGAUCUCAACAGGCUUUCAAAACUAUUCAUUGUAGAGCA